UUAGUUGUAGUGAGGAAUGGUUAUUUAAAUAUAUAUUUAUGGUUAGUUCAAUUCAAAUUAAAUAUAUUACAAAACAGGCCGAAGAAUGCAUAUUCAGCCUCAAAGGAUGAAGUUUCGGAGCAGGAUGAAGCUGUCGCCCUCAAAGGUCACUUCUACGGGGUCUAUUUGCUCUGCAGCCAGAGUUUGGAUUCUCGAUACCGCGGAAAGUGUUACGUUGGCUUCACCGUGAACCCAAAGCGACGAAUACGGCAACACAAUCUUGGGUGUGACUUCGGCGGCGCAAGGAAAACAAGCCGAAAGGGGCCCUGGCAGAUGGUGAUGAUCGUGCACGGAUUCCCCAACAACAUCGUAGCCCUUCAGUUUGAGUGGGCUUGGCAGCAGCCCUCGCUCUCCACCAGACUUAAAAUGUAUCCAGAGUUAAAGCGGAAGGCGCCCAGGGAGACGCACUUUGACUACAACUUUAGGAUCCUCAGCAGGAUGUUGGGAGUGGGCCCUUGGAACCGACUGCCACUCACCGUUCGCUGGCUAGAACCGGACUAUGAGAGAGCAUUUGAUGUGCUACUCCCUGCCCACAUGGAAAUUGUUAGUGGAAAAGUAUCAAUCAGUGCCUCCCAACGUAAGAGAGGCGGGGAUGCAGGGCGUCCUCCUCCUGUGGCUUGGGCGGCAGAGUGUCACCUUUGCAUGGAGCGCAUCGAGCAGCCGGAAAGAUCCCGCCUGGGUUGUACAAACCCUACCUGUCGCCUAACCUGCCACAUGAUGUGCCUAGCCAACUAUCUCCUGACUGAUGAGCCAGGUCACUAUAUCCCCCGAGGAGGGGAAUGCCCACUUUGUGAGACUCGACUUAGCUGGGCAGCCCUCCUCCAGCGCAAACGGCUCCUGUUAGGCGUGGCAGAAGAACUGCAGGACGAAGAUGAGGAUCUCAGCGAUGGCCCUGAUGUGGACAGCGAUGAGGAAGACGGCAUUCAGACGAGCGAUUGACUCCAAUAUUAUUUGUCAUUCCUGUUAUUCUCAUAUAAUUAAUAAAGAAUUUUCCUACCUAAAACUACAA
Messenger RNA from Drosophila ficusphila, 1048 nucleotides. RefSeq names its product structure-specific endonuclease subunit SLX1 homolog (gene slx1). Gene Ontology annotation, molecular function: crossover junction DNA endonuclease activity; 5'-flap endonuclease activity. The record is from RefSeq and is a predicted model, not a curated record. Gene Ontology annotation, biological process: double-strand break repair via homologous recombination. The transcript has 2 exons. The coding region runs from base 313 to 978 and encodes 221 amino acids. Gene Ontology annotation, cellular component: Slx1-Slx4 complex. NCBI's taxonomy places the organism in Eukaryota, Metazoa, Arthropoda, Insecta, Diptera, Drosophilidae.